This is a messenger RNA of Fusarium redolens, 3807 nucleotides long. RefSeq names its product ATP-utilizing chromatin assembly and remodelling N-terminal-domain-containing protein. Lineage: Eukaryota; Fungi; Ascomycota; Sordariomycetes; Hypocreales; Nectriaceae. Bases 437 to 3394 code for a protein of 985 amino acids. The record is from RefSeq and is a predicted model, not a curated record. The transcript has 7 exons.
UUCUCCUCACUCUAGUCACGUCCGCAACUUGUCUCUGCCUCGACAACGUGUGCGCAUUAGAAGAGAUAUCUCAUAUAUCAUCUUUUUCGCGUCUUAUACCUUCACUCUUCAGCCUCCUCGACUCCAUCCACUGCGAGCGUGUAAGUCGUUCAACUCCGGACUCCAUCUCUCGAGGAGCCCACCCCCGAUUUCUAUUUCCCACCUGCGCGCCCGCGUUCUCCUCGAUCCGCCCACGCAAAACGAGACGACCCCAAAUUUCGCCUUAGCACGAUUCUUCACCGUCGCGUCUUCCACCACAAUCACCCUCGUGCUCAUGCUGCAAUAUAGCAUCACUUUCAACCUUCAAUCUUGUUAGUGGGGGGAGGCUAUACCUCAGCCUUGCAGGUGGUUUCUAUUGCACAUCCGACUCGGCCGCUUGCGCCUCGAUUACUUGACCAUGGUCCUCUUCAAACGUAAACCGGUCCGCUUUUUGCAGGCCCAGGAAAUUGAGGAUGAGAAUACUGAGGUCUGGCACAUUCCUCAAACAGGGGAGAUCUUCACCACAUAUGAGGACUAUCUUGAUCGCAUGGAUUUCUAUAAACAGCGUCGCUUUAAUGAUCAGAUUACAGGCCAUUCCGGUCUGACUUUCUUUGAGGCUCUAAAGAGCGAGCUUGCUGGUGGCAAAGAAGUCGAAGCUUCAUUUCCUGAGGCGUUGAAAGGUCCUAUACUGCGUAAGGUGCAAUUUCAGACCGUUUCUCGCCUGGAUAACCUCGUUGAUCAAAUCUACGACGAGUUCAAGCAUGACUAUUACCCUGGUGAAGAGGUCACAGUGACCAUGAAGGGAGGCGAUCGCGCUCACGGAUUGGUCCGCGAUAAGACAACUUUUGGUCCCCGCGCUCUUCCUGAUGGAACUCAUUCCUUACCUACAACCCGCUAUCUGGUGGAUCUCAAGGACACUGAACAGGACACGAUUGUAACGGAUGAGCACAUCUGUCGCGACCGGGGUAUCUUCACGAAGGCAAUGCUCAGAUCUUUCAUUAAGAAGACUGUCACCCGUGAUGCAUGGAAUGGGGCACCGUGGUUGGUCAAGCAUGACUAUGCGAGCCAGUAUCAUAUCGAUACUCGCGUUCCUCCUCACCUUCGAUACGAUACCAAGGUUAUGGAGCGUAAACAGCUCCAAGCCCAAAAGCGAGCACACCUCAAUCAUGAUACCAACGGUCAUGAUUUGACUUCUGCACUUCAUUCUGGUCCAGUACGUCUGCCGGAACUCAAGCCGGCUCCCAAGAGUAAGGCGAAGCCUGGUCAGCCAGGAUCUGGUUCCAAGGGUCUCAAGUGGCCUCUUAACAUGCCUGUUCAUGGCGGCAACCCAUUCAGCUCUCCUUCGGACUAUGGCAUCCAGACACCAAUCCAGCGUGAACCUACGCCGCCUCCUCCUCCACCUCCUCUCCCGAAAUACCCUAUUGAAGAUUUGCAGCUGGAGCCUCGAGAUGAUCGCAAGCGUCCGCCGCUUAAAUUUCUCUGCAGAAACCCACCUGUCAAGGUUGAAAACGACGAUAUGCCGCAGAGUGAGUUCUGCGACAAGAUUGACAUGGAAUCGAUUGGCCCAUUGCUCGAGACUUGGGACACCCUCAAUGUGUACUGCGAGGUGUUCAAGCUGGACUCAUUCACUUUUGACGAUUAUGUUGAGACCCUCUGCGUUGCAUCAGAGGAGGUUCCAAUUCAAUUGCUUGACGAGAUCCAUUGCUCAGUAUUGAAGAUUCUGGUGGACUCCGAAGCCGAUGGCGGCAAGGUUCGCAUCACCCUACCCGAAGUCGACGAAGAAGAUAGCGACGAGGACAGCGAUGAGGAUGCCAGCGCUCUGCCAACUCCUGAGCCCGAGGCCAGGCCAGUUGGACGAUCCACCCGCAGUAGUCUUGCUAAGGCGGAAGCAGAGCGUUUGGCUGCCGAGGCCGCGGCCGCUGAGAAGGAAAGCGAGGAGGAGACUAAGCAUCGCGCUGAACAGCUUCUCAAGGAUUACGACUGGAUCGAACACCUUCGAAAGCGAGACUUUACUAACGGUGGAUGGGAGCGAAUCAUGGUUGGCCUUCUCCAUCAGUUAUCAAAGAACGAACGUCGACAUGAGGUUUGCGAGGAACUCUUGCAUCUCCUUGUGCCUGCUGGAGUUGAUGCUACUCAAGAAACAGUCAAGCAGCGAUACGCCGAACUCGAUGUCAACCAGCGUGUCAAAGCUUUGCAGAUAAUCUGCAUGCUGACCACUGAGACCAAGGCCAUGCGAGGCUACAUGGAAGACUGCAGCGAAACCAUGACCACAUAUCGCAAGGAGAGGAUUGAAUGGCAGCGGCAACGUAAGCAAGCCAUUGAAGAUUUGCGUCAGCUCAAUGAGCAGAAGAAGAUCCUGCUACCGGAGAACAUGCCUCCUUCCCCACCAAAGGAAGAGGAUGGAGACGUAAAAAUGGCUGAUCCCGAAGAUUCCAUUAUUUCACGAGGGGGAGAUGGCGAUGAAACACAGGAUGAUCCAUCGGCUCGCAAGCGCCGACGACCUCAGACGGCUAAGCAGCGUAAGCAAGAGGAAGAAGAGGCUCGCAAGAAGGAGAAGGCUGCCAAGGUUGCCAAGACGCCUAAACCACCAACCCAAUCAAAGCAGUUCACUAAACUCCUGAAAGAUAUUCAGAAGAAAGAGGAAGUCAUCAAAAAGUGUGAGGAGGAGAUUGCCGUCAUUGAAAACGAUCUGCGUGAGGCUGACUGCCCUCGGACCCGAGUCCUUGGAAAGGAUCGCUUCUGGAACCGGUACUAUUGGUUUGAACGAAAUGGCAUGCCGUAUGGUGGACUUCCUGAUAGCUCGACCGCAUCAGCAGAUUACGCCAAUGGUCUGAUCUGGGUUCAAGGACCUGACGAGCUAGAGCGAGAAGGAUACAUCGACCUACCUGCUGAACUCCAGGAAGAGUACAAGGAAAAGUUCAACAUGACUGUUCCUGAGCGAAAGGCUAUGGAAGAGGCCAACACCAGCGUCUUCAACGCACAUCAGUGGGGCUACAUCUCGGAACCGGCGCACGUAGAUGAGCUCAUCAAAUGGCUAGAUCCUCGUGGGUUCAACGAACUCAAGCUUCGGAAGGAACUCUUAAGUUUCAAGGACAAGAUCGCCAAACAUAUGGAGAGCCGCAAGGCCUACCUAUCCAAGGAGGAAGAUGGUGAAAAGAAAGAGGAGAACCACAAGCGAAUGAGCACGCGCAUCCGGGACAAGUCGCCGGAGGCGCCCAACUAUCGCAGUCUCCAGUGGGAGAACACGACCGCGCUGGAGGAACUAGGACACUUACACAGUGAUCCCCCGCCACCACCCAGAUCUCGAAAGCAGACUCGAAAGCGGGAGGCUGUUAACGACGCGCCAGCCCCAGCAUCAAAGUCUCGACGACGUUGAAGAAAGUUCUGUAUUGCUUAUGAAGUAAUCUCAGUUUCGUAUCAGAAUGUUGACUGAUGUGUGAAUUGAUUGCAUAGCAAAGGAAAGACAUGGGGAAAGUAUCCAGAAAAGGAUUUCGAUGGAUUUUUACAGCGGAAUUGGCGAUGGUCACAGCGUGUUGAUUUUGGCGCAAAGCCUGGUAUGGAGGAGUCUUAGAGCAAAAGGCGUUUGGUUCCGUAUAUUUGCUUUUGUGGAAGGGGUUCGGGGAGAGAAACGCAUGGCAUCACAUGGCAACCGGCAGCAUUGGGAGUGGCAUAGAAAGAAAUACUGUAACUAGAUUAGAGGCUUUGAAACUGGGCCUUUCUUUGUAUGAGACAAAGACAGGGCAAGGCAAGACAAGACAAAAUCAGAAAAUACAUACAAUACUUGCUAAA